CCUUGCACCCAAAUCCCAAAGCCUUGCACCCAAAUCCCAAAGCCUUGCCCAAAGCCUUGCACCCAAAUCCCAAAGCCUUGCACCCAAAUCCCAAAGCCUUGCCCCCAAAACCCAAAGCCUUGCACCCAAAUCCCAAAGCCUUGCACCCAAAGCCUUCCUUGCACCCAAAACCCAAAGCCUUGCCCCCAAAACCCAAAGCCUUGCACCCAAAUCCCAAAGCCUUGCACCCAAAAUCCAAAGCCUUGCACCCAAAACCCAAAGCCUUGCAUCCAAAUCCCAAAGCCUUGCACCCAAAUCCCAAAGCCUUGAAAGCCUUGCACCCAAAUCCCAAAGCCUUGCACCCAAAUCCCAAAGCCCUGCACCCAAAUCCCAAAGCCCUGCACCCAAAACCCAAAGCCUUGCACCCAAAACCCAAAGCCUUGCACCCAAAACCCAAAGCCCUG
Tympanuchus pallidicinctus (lesser prairie-chicken) is the source of this 443-nucleotide messenger RNA. RefSeq names its product protein LIAT1-like. NCBI's taxonomy places the organism in Eukaryota, Metazoa, Chordata, Aves, Galliformes, Phasianidae. The record is from RefSeq and is a predicted model, not a curated record.